Messenger RNA from Darwinula stevensoni, 1585 nucleotides. NCBI's taxonomy places the organism in Eukaryota, Metazoa, Arthropoda, Ostracoda, Podocopida, Darwinulidae. The record is from the annotation of a GenBank genome assembly.
AUGAAGAUGCCAAAGAGAAACAUGGUUGACGCAGCAACUUUGGAAAAGCUUGAGGCUGGUUUCAAGAAAUUGCAGGAUGCCACCAAUUGCCACUCUUUGUUGAAGAAGCACUUGUCGAAGGAUGUGUUCGAUCAACUGAAGGACAAAAAGACUAAGCUUGGUGCAACUCUGCUUGAUGUGAUCCAGUCUGGUGUUGCCAAUUUGGACAGUGGGGUUGGAGUGUAUGCCCCAGAUGCAGAAGCCUACUCUUUGUUUGCCCCAUUGUUUGACCCCAUCAUUGAAGAGUAUCACAAGGGCUUCAAGAAGACUGACACGCACCCUCCAUGUGACUUUGGUGAUGUGGAAACCCUGAGCAAUGUGGAUCCUAAGGGAGAGUUUGUCAUUUCAACCCGAGUACGGUGCGGACGAUCCCUUGUGGGAUAUCCAUUCAACCCAUGCCUGACAGAAGCACAAUACAAGGAAAUGGAGAGUAAGGUAUCAUCCACUUUGGUAGGCCUGCCAGGGGAACUGAAGGGCACUUACUAUCCUCUAACUGGAAUGGGCAAAGAUGUUCAGCAGAAGCUCAUUGAUGAUCACUUCCUCUUCAAAGAAGGAGACAGAUUUCUUCAGGCUGCUAAUGCUUGCCGAUACUGGCCGGCUGGCCGAGGGAUUUACCACAAUGACAACAAGACCUUCUUGGUUUGGGUGAAUGAAGAAGAUCAUUUGAGGAUCAUCUCCAUGCAAAUGGGAGGAGACCUGAAGCAGGUGUUUAGCCGCCUUAAGACUGCUGUGGGUGAGAUUGAGAAGCGCCUGCCUUUCUCCCAUCAUGACCGCCUGGGAUUUUUGACAUUUUGCCCAACUAAUUUGGGUACCACUCUUCGUGCUUCAGUGCACAUCAAGCUGCCCAAGUUGGCUUCUGAUCGGAAGAAGCUGGAGGAUAUUGCCGAUAAAUAUAAUCUGCAGGUGAGAGGCACACGAGGGGAACACACAGAAGCUGAAGGUGGUGUCUAUGACAUCAGCAACAAGAGGAGAAUGGGACUGACAGAGUACCAGGCCGUGAAGGAGAUGCAUGACGGAAUCCUGGAAAUGAUCAAGAUGGAGAAGGCCAUGUAAAAAUGAUAAUUGCUCUGUGGCAGUUGAGCUGGUGUGAAACCACUCUACUGACCACUACUGCAUCAGUGAAGGAAAAUUAGUAGGAAAUUCAGAUUAAAGUAAUCCUCUCCUUGGCAUCUUCAGGGUUUCUCAUUUGCAAAUUUUCUGUCCCUCAAUCAAACAAACUUUCCCCACCCAACAAUAGCUUGUUUUCCCUUCUAUGAUUGUGCUGUGGAGUUUGGCAGUAAAAGGAAGAGAGAAUCCCCACAAUUUUAUUCCUUUCAGAACACUCAUUACUGCACAUGCCAUCAUUGUAUUUUGUUGUACAUUUUUAUUGAUGGCAGAAGAGAAUUAUGUUUGGAGGUGGACUGUUUGUCUCCAAAAUAGAUCGUUGGGACAGCUGGUGAUAAAGAGCAGGAAACUUGUUUUAUGGCAUCUGCUAGUAGUUCUCAUUUAUUGUGUUUGAGUUUAUCAACCUUUAAGUCCAUAAAGCUAACCGUAUUUUGCCAUUCCA